Molecule: messenger RNA, 770 nt
Organism: Aureobasidium musti
Lineage: Eukaryota; Fungi; Ascomycota; Dothideomycetes; Dothideales; Saccotheciaceae
Source: the annotation of a GenBank genome assembly
UCAACAUGAGCGACGCAGACUGGAUCCCAGUUUUCGUCACUGCACCAGUCAUCGACACAGUUCUGAGACACGGCCAGACAGCGUGCGAGACAGACGAAGUUUUCAUCAACAGAUGGGUCCUUGUUCAAAGUCCUGAUCAAUCGACAUUCCACAAGCCAACCGAGCCUCCCGUACAGCCCUUCCAGAGCGGCUUCUUAGACUUCUCGACCAGAGACCUGCAAGAUCAUGUCUCGUCAAACUUCGGUGAGAGCGGUCUCGGAUCCAAUGGCUCUGCGGACUGGAUUGCUCAUGAUGCUUUCGCUGUGAUUGAUGUGCGCACUGCCAAAGAUCUCUCCAUUGCCUUCUGGGUUCGGGAANAAGUCGAUGCCCUCGAGGAAGCAGAUGUUCGCGUCACUUGGAACAAGGGUCAAGGCUUCAUCCGUGUUUUUGGAAGCGACACGAAUGCUGACAAAAUUCUCNUAGGCACAGCUCUAGACCGCCUUCUGGUUGACUACAAUGAGGGAGAAAAUCUUUCGGAUGAAGAUACCCACUUCCUUNUUCAGAACCUUCGCGACGGUUCAGGCAACUUGAUAGUCAGUCCCGGAUACACUGACCUCAAAUCCGGCAUGGGCCAGAUGAACAAGUGGAUUGAAGUUGAACACGAUGGUGGCCGCUUGACCUGGAUGGAAGUCAGAAUGGCAUCUGCAAACGCCAUUGCAUGUACCUACGGCAUCUGGAACAUCGGUGUCGUAGGAUCACUCACUCAGGCGAAGGACAUGUACUUAAGUACU